This is a messenger RNA of Parus major (Great Tit), 1652 nucleotides long. It is a transcript of the gene MEX3B, whose product is annotated as mex-3 RNA binding family member B. The coding region runs from base 519 to 1652 and encodes 377 amino acids. Gene Ontology annotation, molecular function: RNA binding. The record is from RefSeq and is a predicted model, not a curated record. The transcript has 3 exons. Lineage: Eukaryota; Metazoa; Chordata; Aves; Passeriformes; Paridae.
CCGCCUCUCCAGAGCCGUCUGGCUGCAGCAGAGCCUCAGACAGAGGAGGGGAGAGGAGGAAAAAAAAAACGCUGAGUGAGUGGAGUGGAGCCUGGGAGGGGCUCCUUAAAGAAACGCUGCCGCCGCUUGGCAUUGUGGCCGGCGAGGAACUCGAGGGGGGGAAGCCAUCGGAGCUCCUCUCGCUUAUCCUCUUCCCACCCCCCCCACCCCACCCCCAGCCGACAAAAAAAAAAAAAAAAAAAAAAAAAAAAAAAGCCGACCGAAAAAAACCUCGGGGGGGGAGUCGUGGGGGGGGUCCUGAGAACAUCUUAUAAACCGGAUUGCACUGAGAGGAGGAAAAAAAAAAGCAAAAAAGAUACAAAAUAUACAAGCAAAAGGCAACAAUUCCCCGGUCUCCAGCAGUCGCCCACCCUCCCUUCCCUUCUCUCCUGCUGGCCAUCUGCCUUGGGUUCUCCUUUGUGUCUGAUCUCUUACUACUGAGCCGAGCGCAGGCGGAGGGUGCACCACACACAGGGACUAUGCCCAGCUCGCUUUUUGCAGACAUGGAGAGGAACGGGAGCGGCGGCGGCGGCGGUGGUGGUGGUGGUGGCGGGGGAGAGACCCUGGAUGACCAAAGAGCCCUUCAGAUCGCCCUGGAUCAGCUCUCCCUGCUGGGGCUGGACAACGACGAGACGGGCUCCAUUUACGACAACGAGCCUCGGAAAAAGAGCGUGAACAUGACUGAAUGCGUCCCGGUGCCCAGCUCGGAACAUGUCGCUGAGAUAGUGGGGAGACAAGGUUGUAAAAUCAAAGCUCUGCGGGCAAAGACCAACACCUACAUCAAGACCCCGGUUCGCGGGGAGGAGCCGCUCUUUGUUGUGACGGGCAGAAAGGAAGAUGUGGCCAUGGCCCGCAGGGAGAUCAUCUCUGCGGCCGAGCACUUCUCCAUGAUCCGAGCCUCGCGGAACAAGAACACAGCCCUGAACGGCACCGUUCCCGGUCCCCCGAACCUGCCCGGCCAAACCACCAUCCAGGUGCGGGUGCCUUAUCGCGUGGUGGGCUUGGUCGUGGGGCCCAAGGGGGCCACCAUCAAGCGCAUCCAGCAGCAGACGCACACGUACAUCGUGACCCCGAGCCGGGACAAGGAGCCGGUCUUUGAGGUAACGGGCAUGCCGGAGAACGUGGACCGGGCCCGGGAGGAGAUCGAGGCUCACAUUGCCAUGCGCACCGGCGGCAUCAUCGAGCUGACGGACGAGAACGACUUCCACGCCAACGGCACGGACGUGGGCUUCGAGCUGAACGGCACGGGCAGCCUCUGGAGCAAGCCCACGCCGCCCAGCAUCACACCCACCCCGGGCCGCAAGCCCUUCUGCAACUACCGCAACGACAGCUCCAGCUCGCUGGGCAGCGCCUCCACCGACUCCUACUUCGGGGGCGGCACCGGGGGGGGCGGCAGCGCCCGCCUGGCCGACUACAGCCCCCCGAGCCCGGCGCUGAGCUUCUCGCACAACGGCAACAACAACAACAACAGCGCCAACGGCUACGUGUACGGCGGGGGCGGCGGCGACGUCCUCUCCUCCCCGGACUGCUGCUCCGAGCUGCCCUUCGACUCGCCGCCCGGCUUCGACCUGGCGCCCGCCCCGCCGCCCGGGGCCGGCAAGAAGUUCCUGUGA